AUUAUCUGUGAGUAUACGGGCUAAAAGCGGGAGAUAAAAGAAGCGAUACACUUACAUGCUGGGAUCAUGGUAUGCGAUCCGUAUAUCUGCGACUAGACGACCCAAGGAGCUGGCUCGCGCGAGCGAUAGUAUAUCUAAGGGAGAGAAAAAAAGGGCGCCGAAAUCGCAGCCGGGGCGGGGGUGCAGUUGAAGUAGGUAGAAAAGAAACCAGCAAGUUUUCUAAGCCAAAUAAAAAUGACGUCGCAAAAAGUGAGGCAGCUAGUUAAAGAUACAAAGCUGCAGCUUCAUCAGAAAGCGGGUGAAAAAAAAAAAAAAAGAGCAAUAGGCGGCAAGAAUAUACAUGCCCAAACGGCACAGUGCUAGGUAUGCAGAUGCUCCGCCACAGGCAGGUCCGAUGUGGCUAAGAAGGCAAAAUAGAUCCGAGCUGGGUCUGCACGACCACGUCAGAGGUCGCAUGUACUUCAAAAUGGAGGCUAGGUUCGAAAAGGAAUGGUAUACUAAAACUUCCAGCUGCGGGUGUAACAAAAAGAAAAUAAUGAAAGUAGCGGUCGAGAAACGAGAGCGUGAAAGAAAUGGGAUUGUAGCGCUCUUGACUCAGGAUAGAUCUGGCUUCUGGACCUUUUUCUACAAGAGAACGUGCCUCGCGCUAAUUCCAACCCUGCUGGGGCUGCUGGCCCUAGUGGGAGAAUCAGAUCCCCAUUCGCAGGCUAACGAUCCAUCGAGAGACGACGAUGAGGGAUCCUGGCGCGAUGUGAGAGAUCGACACCGGUCUCGGAUUCGACGUUGGUGUGACGGCGAUGAUCAUUGGCGCAAGAUGUGCACAAUUUUUUCUUCACAUUAUCAAACUGCCUCAAGCGUGGUUCUCGAGGGGAAGAGGGUCAACACAGUCAAACGCUGUUGGGUGCACGGGUACGGAGAGCGACAAAACUGUGGGUAAACGGGAGAGAACCAUAUUGACCCACCUCUUCCUUCUUUUAUUUUGCAUACAAUGACUGGCGCGAGCCCAGAGGAUGCGGCAUCCCCGGCUUCGGAGCCUGUUGAAUCGUGCUAGAUGACAGGAUAAAGCCAGGCCAGUGGCGAGAGAUAGCGCAACGACGGCCUUGACAGGAAUGGCCAUAGA
This is a messenger RNA of Aspergillus versicolor CBS 583.65, 1120 nucleotides long. RefSeq lists its product as uncharacterized. The coding region runs from base 341 to 937 and encodes 198 amino acids. The record is from RefSeq and is a predicted model, not a curated record. NCBI's taxonomy places the organism in Eukaryota, Fungi, Ascomycota, Eurotiomycetes, Eurotiales, Aspergillaceae. The transcript has a single exon.